CAAAAUCAUUAUACCUUUGGCGGUUAAAUGGUGUGCAAAGCUGUUCGCAUAGUUCGAAGUAAAGAUGCUGAUUUUCGCAAUUUUGACUGCCUCUUUGGCCAGUGGGUUGGCUGUAAAUGCAACGUUUCACAAAGUUGCUGAACCGAUAGACGACCACUACAUCAUUGUAAUGAAGUCUGGAUAUGACGUGGUUCCGAUCAAGAAUCUCAUCCUGGGAGAUCGUUCAGGAAUCUUCAGUGGUGCUACCGUCAAGCACACCUACACCAAGGCUAUCAAAGGCUUCUCCGCUAAACUCUCCAAGAGAGCUGUAGAAAAGCUGCUAGCCCGGGAUGAGAUAAAGUAUAUCUGUCAGGACGGGGUGGUCAGGGUCUCGACCGUGGCACAAUGGGGCUUGGACCGUAUUAGCCAGCGACCACUGCCUCUUGAUGGAGAUUACAAUUUCACCGGAAAUGGUUCCGGGGUCAAUGUUUACGUCAUCGAUACAGGCAUCUAUGAAGAUAGUAUGUACUUUGGGGGACGCGCCAAAGUGGCCUACGAUUCCACUGAUUCCAAUAGUUCAUAUGGCAUAGAUUGCGACGGCCAUGGGACCCACUGUGCCGGUACCAUUGGGGCAGAGAUAUUUGGAGUUGCCCCGGGUGUUAAUCUCUUUGGAGUACGUGUUCUAAUUGGCUGCAAAAAAAACGGUACAACUGCCGAUCUCAUUGCAGGCUGUGAUUAUGUGGCGAAAUCAUCCAAGAAGCCGGCCGUGGCUUCCAUGUCACUAGAACACGGGACACAUCGGGCUGUGGAUGAAGCUGUCCGGGGAAUCAUCGAUGCCGGCAUCACCACGGUAGUGGCGGCUGGUAAUAACAACACUGAUGCCUGUUUGUUCUCACCGGCCGGAGUCAAAGAGGCGAUAACCGUGGGUGCUACAUUUCUCAACGAUCGUCGAUAUUCUUUAUCUAAUUACGGAACCUGUGUUGAUGUCUUUGCCCCUGGUGUUGGAAUCCCAAGUGUGUCAAUAUAUGGUGAAGAGGUUGUACAAGUUUAUAGUGGAACAUCGAUGGCUUGUCCUCACGUUGCAGGUGCUGUAGCUAUCGCUCUCGGUAACUCUAAGGGAAUGUCUCCUAGCGAUCUCAAGAGGAAGAUCAUAGGUGACGCAACUACGGGCGUGGUUGAGGACGCUCGACCCGGUUCUCCGAAUCGUCUCCUCUAUGUGCCAUAGGAACCCGAGGAACCCGCCCAGCAUCGUAUGGCACUAGACCGGUUCUAAAUUAUUUAGCACACGUUACAAAAUAAUAAUCUCGAAUAUUACCACGCCUUCAAGCUUUUCAAUUAUAUGGCAAUCCUAGAGGGCGUACUUGGAAAGUAGUAUUGUUAACCUGAAUGUACCUACCCUCUAUUUUAAAUAAAACUUGAAUAAACCUUGUUCAAGGUUAUCUAAUAUUGAUGUUGAUUUUGAUAUGUAUAAGUAAUUUACUUUGAUUAUGUAAUAAUCAUAAUACUUGUUCAUUAUCAUGACUAUGUUUUAAUUCAUUUGUAAUAUUGUAAAAGACCAUGACAAAUAAAUAAAUCAAAUCAAUUAUAUAUCCACAGAUAUUUUAAACUUGGUGUAGUUCCAAUUUGGGUAUCUUAGAAUAAUCACUUUUGUAUUCCCCCGUAUUCUGUUUAUCCUUCUUAUUUUGUUAUCAUUUCUUCAUUUCCCCGCCUUCUCCCCUCUUGCAUCAUAUGUCAUUAGCAAUUCCUACUUUUUCUUCAAUUCGUCUAACACGUUGCAAUAUUGAUUUCAUUACACCUGCCGGAUAUAUUAUAUUGCAGCAACGAAUAGAUGUAUUGUUCAUUGACUUCAGUAUGCACUGUCAGCAGGGGCGGCGAUUUCUUGGGGGGACGAAAUGCGAUGAGCAUC
Molecule: messenger RNA, 1885 nt
Organism: Strongylocentrotus purpuratus (purple sea urchin)
Lineage: Eukaryota; Metazoa; Echinodermata; Echinoidea; Camarodonta; Strongylocentrotidae
Product: aqualysin-1
Exons: 8
Coding region: 65-1204 (379 amino acids)
Biological process (GO): proteolysis
Molecular function (GO): serine-type endopeptidase activity
Source: RefSeq, a predicted model, not a curated record